CCCACCCUGACGCCUCCCCCCAUUCCAUUCCCAAUUCCCAAUCACCGGCCAGGCGGCCACCGCCGCGCCGCCGCUACCAAAUCCUCUCCUCGCCGCGCCGCGCCGCGCUGCGCCGCCGUUCCGCGUGGCCAGCUCGCUGCAAUGGGGGUGUUGGAGGUGUCUUCCCUGGCGGCCCUCGAGAAGGAGAUUGAUCUCUGGUCGGGAGGGCAGCGCCCUCGCGUCGUCGUCCGCGUCCCCCACGUCGGGGACCUGUUCGAGGCAGCCCCGCUUCUCCACCGCCUGAACAAGCAGGUCUACGACAGCAGAUUUCUCUGGAAGGUCGACGACGGCGCGCUGGCUUUGCUCCUGCAGGCCAGCGAGUACUACCAGAAGUUGGACCUACUAGAGCUUCACCUCGACCUGAUGAGGUUGGACAUCGUGGAGGGGAUCUCCAUGAAGAAAAUUCGGUUCGACGGCGUUCGUCAGACCGCUAACGAAGUCGUCAUCCACGCCCAUCCGGCCUCCAUUAUCGAGGUUCUCGACAGCAUAACCAUCGAAGGCCAGCGUAUCGCCAGGGUCGCGAACCUGCUCGGCUUUGGCGGCGCUGGCUUGGAGGAGACGAAGCUCAUGGACGACGACCUCGAGUGGCUCCUGGAGGACGUGUUUGAGGCAGGAGAGGUCGGGGAUGUCGAGGCCGUGUACUUCGAGGAGGACAUGGUCAGCGUCGAAGACAGGGAGGCCGGGCUCCCCGUUGGGUCAGGCGACGAAGGCGCCCUGAGCAACAGGCUCGACGCCCUCCACCUCGGCGUCGACCAGCGCGGCGUGUUCUACCCGGUGGUCGGCAAGGGGAAGAUCCUGACCGGGCUCGCGGACCAGGACAACGCGCUCCACCUCGCGAGUGGCUUGGAGGCCGGCGAGCACAACCUUGGCGACGACAUAGGCCAGGUGAACCCGGUGGCCAAGGACGGCGCGCACCACCUUGGCCACAUCAACAGCAAGAUAAACCCGGAGGCCAAGGAGGACGCAAUCAAGGGUGUGCUCCUUCAGAAGAUCAGCCGCCUUCAGCUGGUUCUGCAGAGGGUCAAGAGAGGCCCGUUUUUUGUUUAGCUUCAAUUCAAAGUUAGGAUGUAGCAUACAAGGUUCUGCAGAGGGUCAAGAGAGGCCCGUUUGUUGGUUAGCUUCAAUUCAAAGUUAGGAUGUAGCAUACCACACCGCGUCAGCAUAGGGCAAUACAAGUUAGGAUGUAGAAACAGCAAUUGUACACCAGAGAAGGUGGUCUGGGAAAAGUUUAUGACUAUCUUCUGAGUGUAUGAGCUCGGUUUGUUGAGCGGGCUCUGGCACAGUUUAAUGGAAUUGCACUUCAAGUCUAUGACUAUGAACCAUCCUCUGCCAGCAGUAAUAGUGAUUUGUGCCUUUUCC
Setaria italica (foxtail millet) is the source of this 1398-nucleotide messenger RNA. RefSeq lists its product as uncharacterized. The transcript has a single exon. Lineage: Eukaryota; Viridiplantae; Streptophyta; Magnoliopsida; Poales; Poaceae. The coding region runs from base 142 to 1086 and encodes 314 amino acids. The record is from RefSeq and is a predicted model, not a curated record.